Molecule: messenger RNA, 426 nt
Organism: Paramecium octaurelia
Lineage: Eukaryota; Ciliophora; Oligohymenophorea; Peniculida; Parameciidae
Source: the annotation of a GenBank genome assembly
AUGUUUUCAACUUCAAUUCUGGCAUCACUUGCUUUGCUUCCGAAUUUGUAAUUGUAAUCUAAGUCAACAUAAAUUAUUUUAAUGUAAUAAAUUUAUGAUGACUACAAGAGAUUUCAAAUGGACCUAGAAUUCGUAUAAUUGUUGGCCAACCCCUAAUACAUCUAUUAGCUUGCAAUAAAAUAAUAUUUUGAAGACGAUCAAUUUGUCAAUUACUUGCAAUACUUAUUGUACUUCAAAAGACCAGAAUUUUUGAAGUACAUCAAAUACCCUGUGUGCAUCAAAAUGCUAGAUUGCUUAUAAAACGAAGAAUUUCGAUUGUAAUGCAUCUAAUUAUUAAUCUUAAAUAGACAAAUGAAGGACAGGAAUUUUGCUGAUAAAAUAAGCAAACAAAUUGAAGUGACAUUUUAAAUAUUAUAAAGUAAAUGA